This is a messenger RNA of Arvicola amphibius (Eurasian water vole), 2895 nucleotides long. It is a transcript of the gene Lrrc66, whose product is annotated as leucine rich repeat containing 66. NCBI's taxonomy places the organism in Eukaryota, Metazoa, Chordata, Mammalia, Rodentia, Cricetidae. The record is from RefSeq and is a predicted model, not a curated record. Gene Ontology annotation, molecular function: protein binding.
UCUGGAGUCAGAAACCUGUGCAUUUCCAGUUUAGACAGUCUCCUCUUCUAUGCUUUCCAAAAGGCUUCUCCCCAGUGGUCCAGGAAAGGGUGUUCACCCACUAAGGCAUUAUGAAAGACUUCGACUUCAGAGUUACUAUCGUGGUUAUAGGUCUUUGCUUUCGGGGAACAGCGACAAACCCAUCAAGAAAAAGCAGUAUUUUCCGCAGUUCUGGGUACCAGUGGGAUGGGCAUCUUCUGGCAAACUGGUCUUCAACAAGACACACAUCACAGAUGACAGAGACUGUGGAUAUGAGCUCCCGUUUCCUUCGAGUCCUCUUCCAAUCUCACACGAGGAAAGAAUGGCAAAUAAAACAUCUGGACCUGAGUAACCGUAGCAUAUCGGAAAUGACCCUCAGCUGGCUCGCUCCUUUACAUGCUUUGGAAACACUAAACCUCAGCAACAACGCCAUGCGCUCCCUCUGGCUGGAUCUGCCCUUGGCUCUCCCCUCGCAGCGAAGCGGCGCCCACAGCGGACUGCCCCAUCUAAAGGUGCUGAUACUUCAAAGAAAUCAACUCAGUGGCACUCCUAAAGGACUGUGGAAGCUGAAGUCGCUGCAGAGUCUGGAUCUGUCAUUCAACAGGAUAGUUCACGUUGGGCUGUCUGAUUUUCACAGCUGCCUGCAGCUGGAGAGCAUCUAUUUAAAGAGCAACAAGAUAAGCACGAUUCACCCUGAAGCCUUCCAGGGCCUCAAAAAAUUACAGGUGGUAGACCUCAGAAGCAAUGCCCUGACCGCCCUGGCACCCAUUGUGACCAUUGCUCUGGAACUACCCCACCUGGAACUUGACUUGGCUGGUAACCAGUGGCAAUGUGACCACAGCAGUGCCAGCCUUCAGAAUGCCACCUCUGCAUCCUGGAGGGAGAAGUGGGAUGCCAUCUGCAGCACGGCUGUGGAAAAUGAGAAGCCAUAUUUGGAGACCCCCCAGAUCAGAAUUUCCAGGGAAACACAUCUUCCUGCUACUCCGAAUGACACGAAAAGCCUCAUGCAGAGCAAAGCAGAGAAGCCCAAGGAAGGAGUGGAUGUUCACCUUUCCGCUCUGGAAAAGGCAGGCCAGGUGGGCUACGAUGACCUCAAGGAGAUACAGCCACAGCCCCCCACAGGACUCAGAGACUCUCGCGAUGAUAAUGUCACUGACAGAAAGGACGAUGAUUCUCCAAACCUUGUCCUAGCCAUCUGCCUGUCGGUGUGCAUCACAUUCGUGGUGGCUUUCGGCCUGGGUGCCUUCAUGAGGCCUGAUAUUGACAGACUGUUGCAAAAAUGCUGCCUGAACAAAACGUCUGGCUCAGGAGAGGCCUAUUCAAAUGAGGGCUUCUAUGAUGAAGUUGAAAUUUCCCUACCUGAACAGCACCAAGGGACAGAACCACACCAAGCAUCCCACCAGCUAAAGCUUUAUGAGAGCGAGAACCCUUCCUGGGCAACAGAGCCAAUGCCAUAUGAUAUUGUCAUGCCAGAAAGGGUACCGGGGAGCGGCAGAAUGGAUCUCAGUCAUCAACAGAACCCAGUGCAACUCGAGGACAACACUGGGGCACGAAGCAGAGAUGGCAAUGUGCUUCCAUGUGGCCGUGCAGCCCCCUCUGCUCUCCAUGGACUUCCAAAUGCUGGUACUCAUGAGCUGAUUUCAGCGGCGCAGGAUAACUAUGAAGAAUUACAUUAUGACACGGUGGACCAUGAAUCUUCUCUCUACGAGGGUGUGACAGAUAGGUCUUCCAUUUCUAGCUCUCUGGAAGUUAUCCCCGGCUCCAUCAAUGGUGAAUGGGAUGAAUUGUGCCUGUCACAGUCAAGAGAUGUUGUGGCUCCUGUCUCCAAAACUCUAGCACCUACAAAUACACAGUGCUCUGGGGAGAGUAAGGAAAGGGGGUGCCCUGAACCUUUGGGAGCUAUGGGCUCACCGAUGGAAUCUUCCAAGGAAAGGCAGGCGAGCAAUUUCGUUAGGGGGAUGGCCACAUGGGAGCCAAGCUUCCAGAAAGCCGAUGCUGAGGAAAGAGUUUCCAAUGUCUAUGAUGAGGUCCUACACCAUAACCCAAGAGAUGUAGACCCACCCUCCCUUGUGCCAAGGUGGGCCAGUGGCCCUCAUAUCACACCUGUCACCGAGGAGCCUGUGCCGAGAGAUGCCCCUUUUGACUCUCUUUAUGACUUGGUGGCCAAUUAUGAUUCUGACUCUGACGAGGGCUCUUUGUUUACCCUUAGUUCUGAGGAUUCUGAGGAUCCAAGGAGUUUGUCUGAAGGACAGGCAUCUGUGGAGAAUGCGGGGGCCAGUCAGCCCCUGCCCAGCAGGAACUUGGGAGACUAUCAGGAUGAUGUGACAUCAGCAGAAAAUGAUGAGGACAUCACCCCACAGAGGAUUCUGGAGAUGUGUGAAAUCCAGGAUGCUCUUUUUGGAAACCUCUUCAUUUCUGCUCCAGACUCGUUUGUUGAGAUGGACCUGGGAAGAGCCUUGAACUCCAUUGUCCCUGAGAAUAUAACAACUUGGACCCAACCCCUUAGUCAGGAGACCCUGGACAUCUUUGUAUGUGAUGGUGACAUAGGACCCCAGCUGGAGGCAGUGGAAGGCCUUAGAGACCUGGAAUUCCCAAACGUGGGUCCUUCACCGUCACCACUGCAGUCUGCUGGAGAUUCCUCAGCUCCUGAGGAGCCUGGCACCAAUGAGAAGUAACCGUUGGUAAACGGCCCCCUUUUAUGGCCUGGGGAUAAAGCUCUGCUGGUAGAGUGUAGAAUCCAGGGCUCACCAUGCAUGAAGCCCUGGAUUCAGUCCCCUGCACUGUACAAACUGAGCACAGUAGCCCGCACUGUCCUCCCAGCAAUCAGGAGAUAGAGACAGGAAACACCAGGAUUUUUCAGGGUGGGUGACAGAGUGU